GAUUGCGAGCGAUUGCCGUCUGUGACCGGUCUGUGAGUAGGAGCUUCCGGUAUUCUGGUAGUUUCUGCCCAGUAGAGUUGACCAGGAGCGACGGUCAAGGCCAAAACCGGAGGAGGCACCGCGGAUGAUUUAAGAUUAUUAGACAGGAACGAAUAUUUGCAGGGAGCUUUGAAAUGCUUCUUCUGGUAUUUUUAGUCUGGUCGUUUGUGAAUCCCUCAUCAUGUUUUUUCAAUGUUUACCCCAAAAUAAAACAGAUUUCCUUUAAAGGGGAUCCCGGAGAACCCCUAUAUCUUACUCCGCUGAUAGAAGCCGGUAAGAUAAAGGAAGCACAAAGUGCGGCAAACGUUGGCCCGCUGAAAGGAGCAGAGAACAUUACUAGCUUUUCAGGCUAUCUUACAGUGAACAAAAAAUUCAACUCUAAUUUAUUUUUCUGGUUCUUCCCAGUUGAGAGUAAUAAUUAUCCAUCAGCUCCUGUAGUUCUAUGGUUGCAAGGAGGUCCUGGGUCAUCAUCAUUAUUUGGUCUAUUUACAGAAAAUGGGCCAUUUUCAGUAAACAGCAAAUAUUAUUUGAAACUCAGAAAGUAUUCUUGGACAAAAACUCAUUCUGUCAUAUACAUUGACAAUCCAGUUGGAACAGGUUACAGUUUUACUGAGAGUGAUGAUGGGUAUGCAAGGAAUGAAACUGCUGUUGGAGAAGAUCUCUAUAAUGCUCUCUUGCAGUUCUUCCAGUUAUUUCCAGAAUUACAGCAAAGUGAAUUUUAUGUUACAGGAGAGUCAUAUGCAGGCAAAUAUGUGCCUGCUCUUUCAUACACUAUACAUACAAAGAAUCCAGGUGCAAAGCAAGUUAUUAAUUUUAAAGGUAUGGCUAUUGGCAAUGGUCUCUGUGACCCUGAGCACAUGCUGAAGUAUGGAGAUUAUCUUUACCAAAUUGGACUUAUAGAUGUGAAUGGAAGGACAGUUUUUCAUAAAAUGGAAGAUGUGGCGAUGAAAUAUAUUCAGGAAAAGAAGUGGAAUGAAGCUUUUGACGUAUUUGAUAAGCUAUUGAAUGGUGAUGUUCACGGUGGAACUGUCCUCUACAACUUGACUGGCUUCAGUUUCUAUUUCAAUUAUUUGCAUCAUAAAGGAGAAGGUAAUGAUGCAUUGGGAACCUACAUUCAGCUUGCCAAGGUGCGAAAAGCUAUCCAUGUAGGCAACUUGACAUUUCACACAGACAACAAAGUGGAAGAACAUCUGAAGCAAGACAUUAUGCAGUCUGUGAAGCCAUGGGUGGAAAUCUUACUCGAGGAGUACAGGGUGCUGAUUUACAAUGGGCAGUUGGAUAUCAUUGUAGCAUAUCCCCUUACACUGGGAUUCUUGCAAGCUCUAGAUUGGAGUGGAGCUGCAGCAUAUAAAACAGCACCAAGGUUGCAGUGGCAUGUUGGUAAUGAUUUAGCUGGAUAUGCAAAAUCUGUAAACCAUUUGACAGAGAUUCUGGUAAGAGAUGCUGGACAUAUGGUUCCAUCAGACCAGUCUAAGUGGGCAUUUGAUUUAAUUAACAGGUUUACUGCUAACAAACCUUUCCACUGAUCCUGAAGAAGCUGUUUACAUUUAUAUAUGUUUCCUUCUUUGGUCUCCCCAGUAAUCACUCAUUUGAAGCUCUUAAUACUUGUGAGGUAACAGUGUCAUAUAUACCUGUACCAAAGUUGUGUUAAAAUUUGGAGCCAUUUAUUUUAAAAUAUUUUAAUUAAUUAUAUUAUAUAUAGUCAGUGGGAUAGCACAGUCGGUAUAGCAACUGGCUACAGGCAGGACAACUGAGGAGUCUGAGUUCAAGUCCGGGUAGGACCAAGAAUUCUCUCUUCU
Molecule: messenger RNA, 1838 nt
Organism: Cryptotermes secundus
Lineage: Eukaryota; Metazoa; Arthropoda; Insecta; Blattodea; Kalotermitidae
Product: venom serine carboxypeptidase
Exons: 6
Coding region: 174-1565 (463 amino acids)
Biological process (GO): proteolysis
Molecular function (GO): serine-type carboxypeptidase activity
Source: RefSeq, a predicted model, not a curated record